Molecule: messenger RNA, 957 nt
Organism: Zasmidium cellare ATCC 36951
Lineage: Eukaryota; Fungi; Ascomycota; Dothideomycetes; Mycosphaerellales; Mycosphaerellaceae
Exons: 2
Coding region: 1-957 (318 amino acids)
Biological process (GO): mRNA splicing, via spliceosome; maintenance of RNA location
Cellular component (GO): nucleus
Molecular function (GO): protein binding; mRNA binding
Source: RefSeq, a predicted model, not a curated record
AUGGCACCAAGUUCUCGGGAGCACGACGACAGUGACCGCUCUGACGUGGAGUCCACCUCUUAUCGGAGCAAGCAAAGCCGCAAGAAGGAUCGUUCCAGGUCUCCCUCAGCAGACCGCAGACACCACGACGAUCGGCGCAAAUCUUCUUCCAAAGAUCACUCUGGCCGCCGACGUGACGACAAGUAUGACUCUGUUGACCGGUCGGAUCGUGGAGACCGUCGAUCUGAUAGCAAUACACGGGGCAAUGAAAGGCGACGCGAGCGACGAAAAGACCGGUCACCAGGCGACUCUCCAGACCGCAGCUACAGACGUCGCUCGAGGUCGCGAGAUCGAGGAGGCCGCUCACACCACUUGCGAAGAUCCAGAUCACCUGCUACAAAGCGAAGACGCAGCUCUCUUCCACCGGUGAAAUCAAGAGCUCCCCUACCAUCUCAAGACGAAUCUUUUCGUGGGGAAGACGGCGAGAAGCCGCCAGAGAAGCAGAAACCGAACUUCAAACCAACCGGGCUCCUGGCCAAGGAAGCCAAUACCGUGGCAGGCAGCAACAUCAUACUCAAGUACCACGAACCACCAGAAGCGAGGAAACCCUCGUCUAAAGACCAAUGGCGAUUGUACAUCUUCAAGAAGAAUGAGCUGGUCGACACUGUACAUCUGUACCAGCGCAGUGCUUGGCUGAUGGGGAGAGAUCAGAAAGUCACAGAUCUGUUGUUAGAGCAUCCCAGUGUUUCCAAACAGCACGCCGUCAUUCAAUUCCGCCACACCACAUCGACGAACGAGUUUGGCGACAAAUUCAACAAAGUGAAACCGUAUGUCAUUGAUCUUGACAGCGCCAAUGGAACGAAGCUGAACGGCAAGAAAAUCGAGCCAAGCCGAUACAUGGAGCUCCUGGAUCAAGAUGUGCUGCACUUUGGCGAUAGCGAGAGGGAGUAUGUUCUUCAGCUUCCAGGUGAGAAGUAG